UCCAUUAUCCUUGACUCCAGCUGUCUGCUAUGUUUGCUAUAAUUGUAGGAGUCAGGACACAGAGGAUGUGUCAGGUUCUAGAUGAGAAUGAGAUCAAGGAGUGAAAUACAAGUUUGGGCCUAAAAACAAAAUAAUUGACAAAUACAGUUGUUUUUAAAAGGUUGAAGUAAAUUUUAGGCUGAGGAACUUUUAUUUUUACUAAAACACCACAAUGGAGUUUUGCUUUUUCUAAGUAGAUGUUUCUGGUGUAUUUGACUGAAAUUUUUCUCCUUUUUUACAGUGAAAAGGGCAAUACUGUUCCCGGCUAUGAUUUUUUGGUGAAUUCUGUCUGGCCAGAAAUAGUACGAGGAUUAGAAGAAAAAUUACCCUCGCUUUUUAAUCCUGGGAAUCCUGAUGCAUUUCACCAGAAAUAUACCAUAAGUAUGGAUUUUGUAAGAACAUUUGAACGGCAAUGUGGAUCACAGGCCAGUGUAAAAAGAUUAAGAGCACAUCCCGCCUAUCACAGCUUCAAUAAUAAGUGGAACUUGCCUGUUUAUUUUCAAAUAAGAUUUAGAGAAAUAGCUGGAUCCUUAGAAGCAGCACUUACAGAUGUCCUGGAAGAUGCACCAGCUGGGAGCUCGUAUCGCCUUAUGGCUUCUCAUAGGACGUGGAGCAGCCUUCAGAGGUGCUGGUCUGACAAGAUGUUCUUGCCGCUGCUGGCGCAUCGUCUUUGGAGACUGACGCUGCAGAUUCUGGCGCGGUACUCCAUAUUUGUCAAGGAGCUUUUACUCAGGCCCAUCUCUAAUGAAAGUGCUAAGGAUAUUAAAAAGCCUUUGGUAACUGGCAGCAAAGAUCUUUCUAUCACCCAAGGAAAUUGUGAAGACCAAGCAAGUGGCCCUUCUGAAACAAAGCCCAUUGUCUCCAUUUCCAGCACUCAACUUGUCUAUGUGGUCACAGACCUGGACAGGCUUCAGGAGCAGCUUCCAGAACUCUUAGAAACAAUCAAGCCAAAACUUGAAGUGAUGGGCUUUAAGAAUUUUUCUUCCAUCUCAGCCCUGGAGGACUCCCAGCUGUCUUUGUCUGCCUGUGUACCCGCCUUGAGUGAGAAAAUCACCCAGGACUUAAGUGAGUCUUGCUUUAGUCACCUGAAAAGUGCCCUGGAGGUUCCCAGGCUGUACCGAAGAACCAAUAAGGAGGUGCCAGUGACAGCCUCCUCUUACGUGGACAGCGCUCUGAAGCCAUUGUACCAGCUUCAGAGCAGGCACAAGGACAAGCUCAAGCAAGCCACAAUUCAGCAAUGGUUAGAAGCCGCUCUCUCUGAGAGCACGCAUAAGUACUAUGAGACCGUGUCGGAUGUCCUGAAUGCUGUGAGGAAGAUGGAGGAGAGCCUGAAGCGGCUCAAACAGGCCAGGAGAGCCACUCCCGCCAGCCCGGCUGGGCUUAGUGGCGGCGGCAUGAGUGAUGAUGACAAGAUCCGACUACAGUUGGCCUUGGAUGUUGCAUAUUUAGGAGAGCAGAUAGAAAAGAUGGGCCUGCGAACAAAGGACAUAAGAAGCUUUCCGGCUCUCGCAGAGCUCGUUGCUGCUGCCAAGGACCAGGCACCUGUGGACCAGCCUUAAGCAUCUUGGAGUAGCCCAGGGGAAGGUUGGACCUCACGCCUGCAGGGAAGAAAGCGUCUCUGUUCUCUGUCAGGCUGCAACACGGACGUGUGUCCACUGGUUCCCAAAAGUGCGCCAGGGCAGCUUCCCUCAGUGUCUUUGGGUCUUCUUUCACCCAAAAAGAAUAAUACAAAAGCCUUUUUCCGUUGUAUGGAAGAUAAUUUUAAGAUGUUUGAAACUUUCUACUAUAGUUUACAGAGCAAAUUAUUUUAUUUUUGUUGUAAAUCUUAGCGUGGAAGAGAUGAUUUCUAAAAUAUGCUUGAAGUAAAUACAUGUAUGUCUGAAUAUAAACAGUCAGCUUUCUGGUCCUGCAGUUAGAAGGGACUGGCUGCAGACGGGUAGCUCCACUGUACACACACCCUUCUCCCUGAUGACUCUGAGUUUCUAGACGGGGCUGCACUGGUGGCUUUCUAUCCUCCCACUAGGUGUUGAGAACAGCCCUCAUCACCCAGACCUCUGUCAACAGCAAGAAGCAGCAGGGGGAUCAGUGUCCUAAAUAAAAGAGCCUGCCAAAGCA
Molecule: messenger RNA, 2154 nt
Organism: Odocoileus virginianus texanus
Lineage: Eukaryota; Metazoa; Chordata; Mammalia; Artiodactyla; Cervidae
Source: RefSeq, a predicted model, not a curated record